UUUCCAUGCGUGCUGCAGAUGCCCAAAUUCCUUGUCUCUCCUAUGCUACACAAUCCCAGCCAUCUCCAUAUGCAUGUCCACUCAGCCCACCUCAUUCCCAUGCGCAUGCUGGACAAUAUAUCCUCAGCCAUCUCCAUAUGUUAUGCAAUUCUCGACACUUCCUUCUCCUGCGUGCUACACCAUCAUAGCUCAGCCAUUGAUCUCCAUAUGUACGUACGUGUUCUGCACCCAUGCUGCAGAUAUCCACCUUGCUAGCUCCAAUUCUCCUGCGUGCUGGAGAUAUCCUAAGCCAUCUCCAAUCAGAUCCUUCUCCUGCUGUGUGCUACAAUUCUCUCCAGCCAGCUGUAGGAUCUCGAAUCAACAUUCGACUCUCAGCAUCAACAUUCAGCAUGAACAUUCGACUCUCAGCAUCAACAUUCAGCAUGAACAUUCGACUCUCAGCAUCAACAUUCAGCAUGAACAUUCGACUCUCAGCAUCAACAUUCAACUCUCAGCAUCAACAUUCGACUCUUAACAUCAACAUUCGACUCUCAGCUUCUGUUUUUUUUUUUUUCCUGUUAAUAUUAAUUCCCUUGAAAACGCAUUGUAUGAAAUAUUUUUGUAAAUAUUAUAUUAUUAAUUAAUUAGGUAUCAAUUU
Rubroshorea leprosula is the source of this 637-nucleotide messenger RNA. The record is from the annotation of a GenBank genome assembly. NCBI's taxonomy places the organism in Eukaryota, Viridiplantae, Streptophyta, Magnoliopsida, Malvales, Dipterocarpaceae.